AUGGUGUCCAUAGAAUCUCUCCUCAAUCCUCUUCCCACACCUUCGCCGACAAGCUCCGCGAGUACCAUCAUGCUGCGCUCUCCUCGCCAGAAAAAACAGAAGAUGGCCAAAGACGCCCCUAUCUUUCAGCGCGGAAAGCCCAAAGGUGAAGUGCGCUAUCCCCCUUGCGAAAUGCGAAACGGCGAAAUUGCAAGUCUGCAUCAUGACUUUCGCAUCCAUCCUUUCGGCAACAUCGCCGACUACCCACGCCACAUUCCGUACAACAGCGACAAGAAAUCUUUCCAGGAAAGGACAGGACGCGAAAGCUUUGAGGUUUUCCAGUACACGUUUCAGAUUCCCGGCGAAGAGAAGCAGUGGACGGUGAUGUGGGAUUACAACAUCGGUCUCGUCCGAAUAACCCAUCUGUUCAAAUGCAAUGACUACUCAAAGACAACCCCGGCGAAGAUGCUGAACCAAAACCCCGGCCUUCGAGAUAUCUGCCACAGCAUAACGGGCGGCGCUCUUGCGGCACAAGGAUAUUGGAUGCCAUACGAAGCCGCGAAAGCCGUUGCAGCAACCUUUUGCUGGAAAAUCCGCUACGCACUUACGCCCAUCUUCGGUGUCGAUUUUCCAAACACUUGCAUCCCGCCCAGUGACAGCAAUCGGUUCGGCCGAAUGAUCAUCGAGCCCGCGAUAGUCCAGAUCGCAACGAGGAACGCUGACGAAUACCGCUUGCUUGAACUUCGUGCAUCGCCGCCAGACUCGUUCCAAACAGACUACCCCUACCGUCCGAGCUCCGCCCCCGGCAUCGAUAAAGGCCGGACUAGCGUAGCCCUAGGCCGACACAUCCUUCCCAAGUCCCACCAACGUCGGCAUCGCAGCAACACCUCAACGUCUACUGAUACAUCCCUGGUUGGGUACGGAUCGUCUCCUGAGGGAGAAUAUUACAGCAGCACAGAGCGAUAUUAUGCUUCUCCGGUUAGUCUGCCUCGAAGCUCAUUUACACCCGUCAACACGCCCCGCAGCAGAGACAUCUAUGCCAAUGACUCGAUCAACCUCCUGCCAUCCUCUCACGGACUUAUCGCAUCGCUUACGACCCCUAAUGAGAGAGCACGAGAGCGGGCAAAAGCAAGAGUGAUUCCUAGCUCUGUCCCAUCCAAUCAACCUACACUCACCACCAGAGGCCUCGCCAUCCGUACAGUCGCAGCCGCGGACGGCAGCGACGCCAAUUCCGACGCCGACGCAGAAACCGACUUUGAAUAUUAUUUUGGUCCCGAUCCAGACGCCACGUCGUCCGAUGAAUCUACAUCUUCAGCCCCCUCUUCGGGCUCGGGGUCUAGCGACAGCGUCGGACCAAUCGCUCUUGCGGCCCUUUAUGCCGACGACAGUAACAUCUACGCUGAUGGAGACGACGAUGGACACCAAGACACAGACAUGCAUAUGGCUGAGUACCGCCCGUCGAAGAGAAUCGCAAUAGCAGGUCACAGACGAGAGAGGAUAGUACCUCCUAACCCCAGAUUUCAUCCUUAUGGAGAGAACGAAGACUAUCGCGAGCCCGAGCCUCUACGUGGGCACGAUUCUGACAGGUAUUCCAUCCCCGGGCGUCGACCAUCCGAGAUAAUGGUAGCCCAGGCUUUGAUGGGAUUACGUCGGGGUUCAGCGAGGAGGCCCGUUAGUUCUCCAAGUGACGCCCGUCACGAUGUCAAUGGUGUUGAUGAUGGACUUGAGUAUAGUCAUGGUUGCCCUUGCCGUUGCCCUUGCCAUGAGCUGGAUCAUGGCGAUGGUCACCAUCUCGCUACUCCCAUCACUUCCGGCAACCCAUCCCCAGUGUCGGGGCAGAAGAGACGGCGUGCACCAUCCGCGCCUCCUAACAUCCGAUCCGACCGUAGCUCUUGCGAUCCCGCCAUAUUUGACCAAGGUCAUCGCCCGCACAGGCCCUGCCGGUCGAUUAAGGCCCAAGUGCGUAGUUCCACCGUCUAG
Molecule: messenger RNA, 1959 nt
Organism: Aspergillus versicolor CBS 583.65
Lineage: Eukaryota; Fungi; Ascomycota; Eurotiomycetes; Eurotiales; Aspergillaceae
Product: putative APSES transcription factor Xbp1
Exons: 3
Coding region: 1-1959 (652 amino acids)
Cellular component (GO): SBF transcription complex; MBF transcription complex
Molecular function (GO): DNA binding; transcription regulator activity
Source: RefSeq, a predicted model, not a curated record